UUUGGUAAACAAAUCGGGUAAGUCUCUGAUUAAAGUCACACACAAAAAUGAUAUUCAUGCACAUCUAAGCAAUGGUACUGAAUAUCUGAAAACCAAAAAGAUGCCUUUGCCAGACUACAUUUACCGUGUGUUGAGAGAUGACGAAAAUACAGCAGAAGGUCUUAAAGCCAGAAAUCCCGAGGCAAACAUAACUCCAAGCUCGCACAUUGCGGGCAAGAAGGUUUCUCAAUAUAUUUCGACUACUGCCACUCUUGGAGCUGCGAAGACGUUUUUAGGUCUGUCUAAAGCCCGGAACAAGAAAAAGAAAAUUGUUCAGAAGACAUACAGAAUCGUAAAAAUAAAUGUUAAGAAGCUGACGAAUGUCGAAAUUAUUGAUCUCUCAGAUCCUGCUGUGUUGGAUAAGCAUUUACCAACAGAUCCAUGGCCAGAGAAGCCGAAAAAAAACAGUAUGUUUCGUAACUGGGCGACAAAAUACGGAGAAGUGCUUGUCGCAGGCACCAUACCCGCCAAAUGUAUCGAGACUAUACUAGAUGAAGUGGCAUCAGAUAACUAUGAUCCGUCAGACUAUUCAGAAUCCGAGGAUUUGGUUUCUUCCUUGUCGGAUGACAUGUCGGCACUUAGCGUAAAAAAAUAAACUUUUAGUACAUGUUCACGUCCAGUUAUAAUCUUUCUGCUAUGGACGAAACACAUGUUUCCAUUGCCUUGAACUUAUACAAUAAAUCUUGUUAAACAAAUUCAAUCGGAAAAGGACACGGACAAAUAUAAUAUAUGAUUUUGACUUGAAAGUGAAAUUACAGAUGGUUUAAUUUUUAAAUCAGCUAUAUUUCUGUAGUGCUAUUAAAAGUAUUGUGAUAUAUGGUAAUCUUAAAUAUCAAUUGUUCUAUG
This is a messenger RNA of Mytilus trossulus (common blue mussel), 885 nucleotides long. RefSeq lists its product as uncharacterized. The transcript is spliced from 2 exons. The record is from RefSeq and is a predicted model, not a curated record. Lineage: Eukaryota; Metazoa; Mollusca; Bivalvia; Mytilida; Mytilidae. The coding region runs from base 101 to 634 and encodes 177 amino acids.